AUGGGUUGCUGUGGUAGCACCGACAGAGCUUCUUCGUCUUCUCAAAAGCACCAGUCAAGAUCUGAGUCCGCACAUGAAAGCAGAGCACCACCUCCGUCAGCUGAAGAAGAAACUGUCAAGGAAGUUCUCUCUGUAACUCCUAAACCUAAACCAACACCAACACCACCCACGACGAACAUCCCCAAUAACCCUAACGAAGAAGAAAGCCAGGAAUGCAAGAAAAAUUGGGUUGAACCAAUAUUGCUAGACAAGGUCAAAGAAAGCAGAGGCUGCAAGGUUGAGCAGGGGUUGCAAGAGGUCUCUGAAGUUUCAGAGAUCUGCAGCUCCUGCUUGAGCUUGAGCGAGAGUGUCUCCACCACAAUUACUGAUAAGAGAGAUGAUGAGGAUGAGGUGAGGCAGAGAGUGACUAGAUCUCCGUCCAAAAUGGCAUCCAGAAACGGGUAUCCCGGCGAUUUUGGACCAAAGCGAGAGCGGGUCGUGGGCAGGUCACCCAACCGAAGAUCCGAAAACUCACCCGCCAAAAGAAACGGUGCCAUCGGUGGUGGGUCAGUGAGGAUGGUUCACAGUAGGGAAGUGGGUCAAUUGGGAAGAGGAGGAUCAAGGCCCGAUCCAAGAAGGAGGGAUCCGGGUGAGAGCUCUGGGAGGAGGACAGGAUUUGGUGCUGCAGCUGCUAAUAGAUCCAAAAUGAGUCGAAGCCCGUCUACAAGGAGGACGAAUCGAUCUCCGGGUCGGGUCAGAUUGGAUCCGGCCGUGAAUGGGGGAAGGAAUGUGGAGGAAAACAGUGUGGAUGGUAAUAAGCGGCCGAGUAGUACAAAUAGUGAUGCUACUGCAAAUGAAUCUCUUGAAAACCCACUUGUGUCCUUGGAAUGUUUCAUCUUUCUCUAG
Molecule: messenger RNA, 885 nt
Organism: Tripterygium wilfordii
Lineage: Eukaryota; Viridiplantae; Streptophyta; Magnoliopsida; Celastrales; Celastraceae
Exons: 1
Coding region: 1-885 (294 amino acids)
Source: RefSeq, a predicted model, not a curated record